UUUCCAUCUCUCUUUUUUUUUGCUUUUUCUUUAUUCUUUAUUUUUUUUUACCUUAUUAUUUAAAAAAAACCAAACAAACAAUGAGCCCUGUGAAUAUGACAUACCAUUAUAACGCUACUACUUGUCACCAACAACAGCAACAACAUAACUACAAUCCCUAUCAAGGUAAGGAAAGGCAGUUGAAAAAUAUAUAAAAAAUAAAAGAUAAACUGACUAAAUCAUAUAAAUAAUAUGAAUAUAUAGCCUCUCCUUCAAUGUCAUCUUUUUCUUCUUAUCAUUAUCAACAACAGUCUCCAUAUUAUUCUCAUCCUCCGGAAUCACAACCCUAUCCAUCUUACCGUCGUCAUCGUCAACCAAACUAUAUCAGUAGCAAUAGUAGUGUGACAAGUACGAGCAGUAGUAGCAGCAGUAGUAGCAGUAGUAGCUGUGAUAGCAACAGUCAUCGUUUAGGCCAGCUUAGAGCUCAGCUCGAACUUGCCCGAAACUUCUACGACGAUUACGAAUUUUGUCCUUGUCCUCUGUACGAUACCGAUGCCUCUUUUGAACACCGUGAUCGUAUUCAACAACGUUAUUCGCCUCAGUCUUCUCCCAACACAUCGCCCAAAUCGUUCAAACGAGUGAUACCCAUCAUUAAUCCUGACAGUAUGACACCCGUCAACAUUUACACUGCUUAAGGCUCGCUUACUUGCUGUCUGACUAUAUAACAUUUUUUUGUAAUAUUAUCUUUUUUUUUUUUUUCUUUUUUUUUUCGCUAUAUAUAC
Messenger RNA from Mycotypha africana, 761 nucleotides. RefSeq lists its product as uncharacterized. The coding region runs from base 255 to 674 and encodes 139 amino acids. NCBI's taxonomy places the organism in Eukaryota, Fungi, Mucoromycota, Mucoromycetes, Mucorales, Mycotyphaceae. The transcript has a single exon. The record is from RefSeq and is a predicted model, not a curated record.